AUCGAUAUGGACCAAUCUCACCAUUUCUUAAAGGAGAAAUUGCAGCAACAAUAAUUGGCACAGAUGAUUGGGCUUACUCUAUAAAGAAGCUUCGGACCAGCUAAGACAGAACCAGCCAGGCAUUACCACCAUGGGUGAUCAUCUCCACGUUUUGUUCUUCCCAAUGAUGGCCCACGGCCACAUGAUUCCAACACUGGACAUGGCCAAGCUCUUCGCUUCACGGCGGGGGGUCAAGUCCACCGUCGUCACCACCCCUUACAACCAGACCCUCUUCACCAAAGCCAUAGAGAAACACACCCAGUUGGGGCACCAGAUGCAGAUCCGAUCCAUCGACUUCCCCGGCAUCCAGGUUGGCCUGCCGGAGAACUGCCAGCGCCUCGACCAGCUCCCCUCCCCGGACGCACUCCCCAGUUUCAUCAAGGCCUGCGGUAUGCUCCAGCAACCCUUGGAACAGCUCUUGGACGAGCUCCGACCGGACUGCCUGGUUGCCGACAUGCUAUUCCCUUGGGCUACAGUGGCUGCCGCCAAGUUCGAUAUCCCGAGGCUCGUCUUCCACGGAACGUGCUGUUUUUCUCUGUGUGCUACGUACAGCCUUAGAAUCCACAGGCCGUUCGACAAUGUUUCCUCCGAUUCAGAACUGUUCACGAUUCCGGAUCUUCCGCACCAGGUGAAGCUCACAAGGCUGCAUGUUUCUCCUCAUGACACCGGCGGCGGCGACGGUGAUGAUGGGGCCUACAUGACGGAGUUCAUGAGGGAAGUUUGGGAGUCAGAAGAAACCAGCUACGGGGUGAUCAUCAACAGCUUCUACGAGCUCGAACCCGAUUAUGCGGAGCACUACAGGAAUGUUCUCGGCAGAAGGUCGUGGUUUGUGGGGCCGCUUUCCCUCCAAAACGGGGACGUCGAGGACAAAGCCGGAAGAGGGAAGACACCAUCCAUGGAUGCGAGAAAGUGUAUGGAAUGGCUGGACACCAAGAAACCCAACUCCGUGGUUUACGUUUGUUUCGGAAGCAUUGCGAGUUUCCCCCCUAUUCAACUCCAAGAAAUGGCAGCCGGGAUUGAAGCUUCCGGGCAGGAGUUUCUAUGGGUCAUAAAGAACCCGCAGGCAGAAGAAGGAGAAGAAGAAAAACAAGAGGAAUGGAUGCCGGAAGGGUACGAGGAGAGGAUGAAGGGGAAGGGGCUGAUCAUAAGAGGGUGGGCCCCACAACUUCUGAUUCUAGAGCACGGAGCGGUGGGCUUAUUCGUGACGCACUGCGGGUGGAACUCAACGCUGGAGGCGGUGUGUGCGGGCGUGCCCAUGGUCACCUGGCCUGCCUUUGCGGAUCAAUUCCUCAACGAGAAGCUGGUGACCGAGAUUCUUCGGGCGGGAGUAGGGGUGGGAUCGAAGGAGUGGACGAGAUGGGAGGGUGUGGUGAAGAGAGAUGCGAUUGCAGAGGGCAUCCGGAGAGUGAUGGCCGGCGAAGAAUCGGAGGGGAUGAGGAGCAGAGCACAGGCGUUGAAAGCCUUGGCACGGAAGGCCAUAGAUGAUGAAGAAGGAUCGUCUUGCUCAGGUUUGAGUAGUCUGCUGGAUGAAUUGAGAGCUUAUAAUGCUGCAUGAAUCUAUUAAUUCAGCGUGAAUCAAUGGUUACAUUUGAUAUUGCUUCUCAAUGUUUGUCCCACCAUAACUCUGUGUAGAGGUGAUUUUUAAUCUUUGAUUUAUUAAUAAAUAAAAUAUGUAUUG
Molecule: messenger RNA, 1717 nt
Organism: Cuscuta campestris
Lineage: Eukaryota; Viridiplantae; Streptophyta; Magnoliopsida; Solanales; Convolvulaceae
Source: the annotation of a GenBank genome assembly